GCUCAAAAGAACUCGUAUCCAGAGCCGUAAAAAUAUUUACAAAAAAAAAAUGUUAUAUCUGAAAUUCUGACAAAUGACAGUUGAUACCAAAUUCUGACGUAUGUACAUGAAAAGUGAUAACUGAUAAGCUCUUAAAUGAUAAAUUAGCAGCAGUACAGAUUCACACAAACCAAUGCUGCUGGAGUAACGGCGAGAAAAAAAGCAAUGAGUCUACAAAGGUUGACGGCGCUACGAGCGCUGAUGGCUGGACAUCCGACAGCCUUAGCUGCAUAUAUAAUACCUACUGCGGAUGCUCAUAAUUCGGAGUACAUAUCACCGGCGGACGCUCGUAGGGAGUGGAUAUCAGGGUUCACGGGUUCAGCCGGAACAGCUGUGGUUACAGCCAACAAGGCCCUGGUGUGGACUGAUGGUAGAUAUUACACGCAAUUUGAGAAGGAAGCCGAUCUCGCGAUGUGGACUCUAAUGAAGCAAUCUUUGCCCGAAACUCCAACUAUGGAGAAGUGGCUGACGAGCAAUCUGAUAGCCGGUUCUGUUGUGGGGGUCGACCCCCACACUAUGACGAGAGAGGAAUGGACCCCCUUACAGACGGCGCUGUCUAAGGCAAAAAUGCAACUAGUUGCUGUAGAGAGUAAUUUGGUUGAUAAAGCCAGGAUCUCACUGGAUGAUCCUCCGCCGAAGAGACCCCAAAAUGAUAUUAUACACCUACCUUUAGAAUACACAGGGAAAACUGCCGGUGAAAAAAUCCAUGAUCUGAGAGUAGGGAUGCUGGAGAAGAAAGCUUCGGCUCUCGUUAUAACAGCCCUCGAUGAAGUCGCCUACACACUAAAUCUGAGGGGUAGCGAUAUAAGAUACAAUCCAGUAUUUUUCUCGUAUCUAUUGCUGACCCCCGACACGGUGACGCUGUUCUGGAGUGGGGGUCGCAUUCCGGACGACAUAGAACGCAACUUAUCUGACGAGGGGGUCAAGAUAGUUGGUCGGCCGUACGAUGACGUCAUCGGGGGUUUGAGUAAUUUGGCUCGCGAGUUAUCCAACAUGGGUGACGGUGAACAUUCUGUGUGGAUAUCAAACGAAGCGAGCGAGGCGGUCCACAGAGCUGUGUCCGGGGAAGGCGUGUUGAAAAACCCUCUUAAUCUGAUAUCAGAAGUGUCUCCCGUGGCUUUAGCGAAGUUGGUGAAGAACGACGUCGAGCUCGAGGGUUUCCGUAAAUGUCACAUCCGGGACGGUACAGCCGUCUGUAGAUUCUUUAGAUGGCUCCACCAGGAGGUGGACUCCGGAAAUAAGAUCACGGAAGUGGAAGCCGCUGAGAGAUUAUUGGAGUUCAGGAAGGAUGAAAAAGACUUCAUGGGCCCCUCCUUCGAGACCAUAUCCGGGGCUGGUGAAAACGGCGCCGUCAUACAUUACACUCCAUCAUCAGACUCGCCCAGGAUCAUAACGGCUGAUGACGUGUACCUCCUGGACUCCGGCGGACAGUACAAGGACGGUACGACUGAUAUCACCCGCACUCGUCACAUGAGUGAGCCCACAGACCUUCAGAAGGAAACCUUCACUAGAGUGCUCAAAGGUCAGAUUGCUAUCGGCGCUGCUUUGUACCCCGUUGGGGUAAAGGGUAACGUCUUAGACUCGUUGGCACGUAAGUAUCUGUGGGACGUCGGUCUGGACUAUGCGCAUGGGACUGGCCAUGGGGUAGGGCAUUUCCUGAACGUCCACGAGGGUCCCUCGGGGAUCUCUUGGCGGCCGUACCCCCACGACCCGGGACUAAAGAUGGGUCAGAUAUUGAGUAACGAACCCGGUUAUUACCGGGUCGGGGAAUUCGGUAUCCGGAUAGAGGAUCUAGUCGAGACUAUCAGCGUCACAAACGACACGACCCACCCGAGGGCCAAAGAUCUUCUGGGUGACUACAACGGGCGCGGCGUGCUGGGUUUCAACACGAUAACUCUGGUACCGAAUCAGAGGAAGUUCAUCAAAACUGAGCUGCUGGAUGACUUCGAGCUCAAAUACAUAAAUUCCUACCACAAGAGAGUGUUGGAUACUCUCGGACCGAUACUGAAGAACCGAGGCCUGAUGGAAGAUUAUGCCUGGCUGGAGAAGGAAUGUUCUCCAUUGAUGUAAACGAGGAAGAAGGACUCUGGAAUUUAAUUCUGACCAGUUAUUCUGGAGUGCACCAAAAAAAAUUUACUGCGUAAUAACAACGGACACGGCUUCAGUCACUUAUGUAUAUUGUAUAUAACACAGGACCCAGAACACUGCCUUGGAGGACACCAAAAAAGAUAUUUUUAUUAAAUUCUUAUAAAUAUUUAUAUUAUUUUCAAACAUAUGUUUAAUUCUGUUUUUCCAUACAUUGGUGAGAUUAUAAUAAAUGAUAUAUUAUUGA
Molecule: messenger RNA, 2371 nt
Organism: Danaus plexippus (monarch butterfly)
Lineage: Eukaryota; Metazoa; Arthropoda; Insecta; Lepidoptera; Nymphalidae
Gene: ApepP
Product: xaa-Pro aminopeptidase ApepP-like
Exons: 18
Coding region: 205-2109 (634 amino acids)
Molecular function (GO): metalloaminopeptidase activity
Source: RefSeq, a predicted model, not a curated record